GCGCUGUGUGCCGCGCCCGCCCGCCCCCCCACCCCCCCGCCCCCCGGGCCAUGCCGCUGGUGCGCCACCGCAAAGUGCUCAUCCUCGGGUACCGCGCCGUGGGCAAAACCUCCUUGGCCCACCAGUUCGUGGAGGGGACGUUCAUGGAGUGCUACGAGCCCACGGUGGAAAGCACCUACAACAAGAUGGUGGUGGUGGGGAAGGAUGAGUUCCAACUCCAGCUGGUGGAUACAGCCGGUCAGGACGAGUACACCAUCCUACCCCACUCCUUCGUCAUCGGCAUCCACGGCUACGUCCUGGUGUACUCGGUGACAUCCCUGCGGAGCUUCCAGGUGGUAAAGACCCUUCACAACAAGCUGUAUGAGAGCCGGGGGAAGACGCGCAUGCCCGUGGUGCUGGUGGGGAACAAGGCAGACCUGUCCCUGCAGAGCCGGGAGGUGAAGACAGAUGAAGGGAAGAAGCUGGCGGAGUCGUGGGGGGCCAUCUUCCUCGAGUCCUCGGCCAAGGAGAGCCAGGUGACCCAGGGGAUCUUCACAAAGAUCAUCGAGGAGAUCGACCGGGUAGACAACUCCUAUGGCAGAUCGACUGGCUGCUGCCUGAUGUGAGCCCUGCCUGGGGCAGACCCCCGGGAUGGGGCAGACCUCUCACGGGACCUUCCCCCAGACCACGGUGGUGGCUUUGGGGGUGCGUCUGGGGCCACAUGGUCCCACUGUCAUACGGGACCCCUCACUUUGCACAGUCUGUGGGGCUCAUGAGGGGCUGGGAGCGGGGUGGGGGUCCCGUCCCAGCCGGGGAGCACCCCCUUCUCAUAGCUGCUGUCCCCCCACUUGCACAAGGGGCUGUUCCCCCUCCGGCUGUGGGGAGCCGGGGCUGAAUGCGGGUGUUGUUCCGGACAGGGGGGCCGUGGUCUGGCUGUGCCGCGCUGGCAGCCACCGCUCGUGGGAGUCAGGGCCGCGGGACUGGAACAAUUAAAUGUUGUUUUGUCUGUGAA
Molecule: messenger RNA, 991 nt
Organism: Phalacrocorax carbo (great cormorant)
Lineage: Eukaryota; Metazoa; Chordata; Aves; Suliformes; Phalacrocoracidae
Source: RefSeq, a predicted model, not a curated record